This is a messenger RNA of Pseudophryne corroboree (corroboree frog), 6319 nucleotides long. RefSeq names its product kinesin family member 21B (gene KIF21B). NCBI's taxonomy places the organism in Eukaryota, Metazoa, Chordata, Amphibia, Anura, Myobatrachidae. Gene Ontology annotation, molecular function: microtubule binding; microtubule motor activity; ATP binding. Gene Ontology annotation, biological process: microtubule-based movement; spindle elongation; mitotic spindle organization. The transcript is spliced from 36 exons. The coding region runs from base 446 to 5338 and encodes 1630 amino acids. The record is from RefSeq and is a predicted model, not a curated record. Gene Ontology annotation, cellular component: microtubule associated complex.
CAUCAGGCAAACAUCUGCUCUCGCCUGACCGCAACAUUUGUUCGUUCUCUGUCCUACUCUGCCACCCUCUCCCCUUCCCUCCUUGCUUCACCUUCUCUCAUCUCAUCAUCAUCACCACAGACUUUAUCAAAGGACUAUAAAAACCUAUUUAAAUGGCCAAGCCCCGCCCAUGCUCCUGUGACUGGCGGCUCCCUACCUGUGGGCGGGCACUGCCACCCUGAUGUGCAAUUGGCUACUGCUAUCCUUCUGUCCUACCUAUUGUUCUGCUGCUCGGAGAUCUGCUGCUGAUGCUACCCUAUUUUGGGGGAAAUGUUGCCAAGGACGGGGGUUAGCUAACUGCCCCUGUGGAGGGUUAGGAUGAAAAACCUACACGCGAUCUCACCUUCCCAGCCUGGGACCUCCAGCGGUAUAGAGGGGGCACCCUGAGGGGCACAGAUUCAGCAUCAUGGGCAGUCAAGGAGACUGCACUGUCAGGGUGGCACUGAGGAUCCGUCCUCAGAGCAGUAAGGAACAGGUUGAAGGAUGUCAUAUAUGUACAUGGGUAUACCCUGGAGAACCCCAGGUACUUCUGGGUAAGGACAAGGCCUUCACUUAUGAUUAUGUGUUUGACACGGACACUGAACAGGCCAAAGUCUACGAAAUUUGUGUACGUGGCCUGGUGGAGGGUUGCUUCCAGGGCUACAAUGCAACCGUUUUGGCAUAUGGUCAGACAGGCGCAGGAAAGACACAUACAAUGGGCAGUGGUUUUGACCUUGUGGUCAGCGAUACAGAGCUUGGUAUUAUACCGCGUGCUGUCCGACAACUCUUCAGCACAAUCCAGGAAUGCACAGCUGCAGCUUGUGACAAUGGGCGGCCCGAGCCAACCUUCAAAGUCAGCGCACAAUUUCUAGAGUUAUAUAAUGAAGAAAUUUUGGAUUUGUUUGAUGUUUCCCGUGACCCAGACUCUCGGCAUCGAAAAUCUAACAUUCGGAUCCAUGAAGAUGCCAGUGGUGGUAUUUAUGUUAGUGGAGCAAGUACUCGCAGUGUUAGUUCGGAAGCAGAACUUCUACAGCUCCUUAAGGAAGGUGCACUCUCCCGUACCACUGCCAGCACUCAAAUGAAUUCUCAGAGCUCACGCUCUCAUGCAAUUUUCACUGUCCACCUGCACCAAACACGUGUUUCAGAGUCAUGCCCGGCAAAUUCAUCAUCUCUGGAGUAUGAGACACUUACUGCAAAGUUUCAUUUUGUUGACCUUGCUGGUUCUGAGCGCUUGAAGAGGACCGGUGCAACUGGAGAGAGGGCAAGAGAGGGGAUUUCAAUCAACUGUGGCCUGCUGGCCCUAGGAAAUGUGAUCAGUGCCUUGGGUGAUCAGAGUAAGAAAAUCCUCCAUAUUCCUUAUAGAGAUUCUAAAUUGACCCGACUGCUUCAGGACUCACUUGGAGGUAACAGCCAGACCAUGAUGAUAGCCUGUGUCUCUCCAUCUGAUCGAGAUUUCAUGGAAACAUUGAAUACUUUGAAAUAUGCCAACCGAGCUCGUAACAUCAAGAACCGCGUUACAGCUAAUCAGGAGCAGAGUGGUCAACAAGUGCAGGCAUUGAGAGCAGAGCUGGCACGGCUACGGCUAGAACUGCAGGAGUACAAGACUGGUCACCGUGUACCUGGUUCUGAUGCUCUUAGUGAUAUGUGUGAAGAACUGUCUAUGCUGCGCAGUGAAAAUUCAUCAUUGCGGCUACGUGUUACUGCUUUGCAAGAAGCCAUUCGAGCCAUUAACGCCCGUGUCACCCGAAUGGCUGGACAAGAGGCUGCUCGUCUGUUACAAAGGGCUGGUGACAGCAAUGAGGAGAUACAAGCUCUGAUACAGAAUUAUAUUCAUGAGAUAGAAGAACUGAGGACACGAUUGGUGGAGAGUGAAGCAAUGAAUGAAUCUCUGCGUCGCAGUCUUUCACGAGCAAAUGCACGCUCUAUACAUGCUGGACCUACAGCCCCUACUCCUUCAUUGGAAGCUCAAGUCAAUGAUGUUGUCCGCAGAGCAAAGGAGGAGGUACAAAGUCUAAGGAAGAAAGGGAGCAUUUUUCUCAAACAUCGGAACAUCGAUGAGGAAGAUCAGGAACAUCGGAACAUCGCAACGUUACUUUUUACACCCGAGACAGCCACCAGCCCAGAAGUGAAUAACUAUAAAAAGAGAGAGAAACACCAUUUUCAAAACAGUGAAGAAACAGAUGAAAAUGAAGGAGAAGAGGAAGAUGAACAGGAAGAAAGUGAGUGUGACGAGGAGGAGAGUGAGGAAACCGGGGACAGUGAUUCUGGGCCAGAGGAGAAAGGUGAGAAAGUAUAUGAGAAUGCUACAUUUCAGAAGGACAUUAAUGAGAACAUUAACCUUGCUCUAAAAACCUUCCUAGGCUCCCUCGGAGGUGACCUAGCUGACCUGACCUGUGAGAUUGAGAUUAAACAACGGCUCAUUGAAGAGUUAGAACAGAGUCAGCGUCGGCUGCAAACACUUAAACUUCAGUAUGAGGAGAAACUUCAGCAGCUACAGAGUAGAAUUCGUGACACACAGCUGGAGAGAGAUCGGGUGCUACGGGAACUAAGCUCUAUGGAGUGUUAUACAGAAGAGAAAGCAAACAAGAUUCGUGCUGAUUAUGAGAAGCGAUUGCGAGAGAUGAACAGGGAUCUGCAGAAGCUGCAGCUAGCUCAGAGGGAGCAUGCGAGACUCCUCAAGAACCAGUCCCGCUAUGAAAGAGAGCUACGCAAGUUGCAGGGAGAGCUCAGUGAUAUGAAAAAGGCUAAGGCAAUACUUAUGAAGCAGAUGCGUGAAGAGCAGCAGCGAAGAAAACUUGUAGAGUCCAAGAGGAAUCGAGAGAUUGCUCAACUAAAGAAGGAACAGCGCAGACAAGAGCUUCAGAUCAGAGCGCUAGAGUCUCAGAAGAGACAGCAGGAAAUAGUGUUGAGACGCAAAACACAGGAGGUAUCUGCUCUUCGGCGUCUAGCUAGGCCAGGCCAAGAUCGUGCUGUCAGUCGUAUAGCCUCACUUCCAGACUCUGGAGCAGAAUUGUCCACAAGUACUACAUCAUCAGAGCACGACAGCAGCUCACGUUCUGUGUCCAGCAUUGUACGACAGUGGAACCGCAAAACAACCGGAGAAACAGUGCCUGUGGCCAAUGGAAGCCGAACUGUGAGGAGGAAGGUUGGUCGUCCAGGACUGCCGCUUAGUAAGGCUGCUCGUAUGAAGUGGCAGACUCUGGAAAGGAGGGUUCAUGAGGUGGUCUUACAGAGGCUAACUCUACUAAACCUGGAGAAUGAUAUGGAAAGACUGCUGCGGAAACGCGAGGAGCUUUCACUCUUUCAAGAGGCAUUAUUAAGCCGUUUAGUCAUUCCUCCAGAGGAGGGUAGUGGGGAAGAGCGGGCACAACAAGAUGUAGCAGAGGAAUUAGAAGCUUUGGCAGCCAAUAUUGAUUAUAUUAAUGACAGCAUUCAUGAAUGUCAGGCUACGAUUGUACAAAUGGAGGAGACAAAGGAGGAUCUGGACUCAACAGACACUUCAGUUGUCAUAAGUUCCUGUUCAUUAACAGAAGCACGUCAUCUGCUUGACAACUUCCUACGUGCAUCCAUAGACAAGGGCUUACAGGUUGCCCAGAAGGAAGCUCAGAUCCGGAUACUAGAAGCUCGGAUUCGUCAGACUGACAUAACUGUAUUCUCACAAAGUCAGAUGGUGCUGGAGAGAUCUGAAUGCCAAUCCAUGCAGAAUGAGAAUGGAUAUGCCAGCACAGAUGAGGAGGUGUCAGAACUCAGUCAAAUGUCAGAUGGAAGUGCCUCUCUUUCUUUCUCAAUGAAAGCAUCGAAUAGUCAUGAUGACUUUAAAUGGAAGGGAGAACCUCGUCUUUCAUGGCAAGUGAAGGCUGUAUCUGCAGAAUCCCUUAGUCCACUACUAGAGGCCUCCUCCAAAAAUAUUACCAAAUCUUUGGCAUCACUGACUGAUAUUCUAGAAGACGUUGGGGGAUUUUCUGCUGGUUCUCUGCGGGGCAGAGGGUCGCACAGUUUUACUUUGCCAAUACGCGGGAAUACCUUUCCAAGACAGUCCCGGGUGUCUAAUACAUCCCCAUUGACCCGCAGAAAAUCCUAUGACAGAGGACAACUCAGGGCUCCGGACUCGCAUUUGACACCCCCUUCUUCGCCUCCAUUGCGUCCUCGCAAUGACAAAAAUGUAUUUUCCCGAUUAACAAGCAACCAAACCUCAGGGACUGCACUGGAUAAGUCUGAUGAGAGUGACUGCUCUUUCUCUGAUGUUUCCAGGGGUCUGAUUAGCCCUGUAGGAGGAUUAAAAGGUGCCAGAACAGCCCCACUGCAAUGCGUAGCUGUAGCAGAGGGGCAUACAAAGCCUGUGCUCUGUGUAGAUGCUACAGAAGAACUAUUAUUUACUGGAUCAAAGGACCGCACCUGCAAGCUGUGGAACCUCGUCACAGGUCAAGAGAUGGGAUCCCUCCGUGGCCAUCCUCACAAUGUGGUAUCUUUGAAGCAUUGUGCUAACACUGGGUUGGUACUCACUGCAUCUGCUUCUUGUGUUCGGGUCUGGGAUAUCCGUGACUCUGCUCGCUGCGUACGAACAAUAAUGUCCUCAGGUCAGGUGGUCUCAGGAGAUCCAUACUUGGGUCUGGGACUUCGCUCUGUCAGCAGUCAGGGUGAGCUGCAAGUUAACCAAAUUGCUCUGAAUCCCGAGGGAACAACUUUAUAUGUGGCUGCUGGCAAUGCAGUGAGAGCCUGGGAGCUGGGCAGGUUUCAACUUAUCGGUAAACUAACGGGUCACAUGGCUCCUGUCAUGUGUUUGACAGUCAGCAACACACCGAAUGGGCGAGACCUAGUUAUUACUGGAUCCAAAGAUCAUUAUGUGAAGAUGUUUGAAUUGCCUUCUGGGUGGGGAGGCAGCAUUCCCCCCACCUAUAACCUGGAGCCUCCGCAUUAUGAUGGCAUUGAGUGCUUGGCUGUACAGGAUAGCAUUUUAUGCAGUGGUUCCAGAGACAACGGCAUUAAAAAAUGGGAUCUACCCAGACAUGAGCUCAUUCAGCAAGUCCCCAAUGCGCAUAGAGAUUGGGUUUGUGCGUUGGGCUUUGUGCCAGGACGUCCUGUGAUGCUCAGUGGUUGCCGGGGAGGUACUCUUAAAGUUUGGAAUAUGGACAAUUUCACACCAAUCGGGGAAGUUAAAGGUCAUGAGAGUCCUAUCAAUGCCAUCUGUGCAAACAGUCGUCAUCUCUUCACUGCAUCCAGUGACUGCCGGGUCAAGCUUUGGGUCUAUGUUCCUGGUCUUACUCCAUGUCUCCCACGACGUGUUCUGGCAAUCAAGGGCCGUGCUACUAGCCUUCCGUAACCUGUCCUUCAUCUCUCACCUAUCCAUCCUUUCUCCAACUGCCCCCUUUAUUACCAACGCCUUUCCACCCCCUUCAUUUAAGUGACCUCACAGUGAAGAUGUGGAGUGGGAGAAGCAGUUUUAUCCGGGUAAGGUGACUUCAGCAGCCUUCUGGAACUCUGUCUGGCCAGGAAUAAAAGUACAUUAUGCUAAAGCUAUUUUGCCAUUUACUUCCUGGGAAAUAACACCUGACUUGACAUUCCAAUGGACACCUUUACAGCUGGCUGUGUUUCCACUACUUCCAUUUUUCAUUGAAGAAUGGAUUUUCCAUUAAAAUUACACCAUAUAGGGUCAGAAAUUGUUACUGUUGUGUUGAGUAGAAAACCAUAGAGACAAGUCAAAACAGUUAAAGAAAAAAAGAGGAACAAGGUGCGAGAAUACCCUAACAAUUUUGUUACUACAACCGCCUUCCUUCUGUCAACAUCUUCACAGCAUGCGACACAUCACAGAAAUUACUCUUUAUUACGAACCUGGACCUUGUCUACUUUGCCUUAGUGUAUUUCCACAGUAUGUUCUUUUUAAUACCCAGGAAAGCCCUAUAUUACUAACCUGCAAACCUGCACACUCCUGCCCAGCUGCCAGAUGCAUUGCAUCUAAGAAAGUGCAUAUUUACCAUCAAUUGAUUGAAAAUGUUCAGCUAUUAUAUAAGCGGAAAAGAGGAGAGGAGGCUCAUUAAAUGGGAACCUCAAAUGUAUACCUCUAAAAAUCCUACCUCUUGGACUUAAUGAUAAAAUGCUAUAUGAAGACCACUUCCCAAGUUUCUGAGUUAAGUUGUAAAUGAAGGGUGUACUGGCAACAAGGGUUAAUGGGAGUUGUACAAAGUUGUUAAAUAAUUUUAUUUAAAGCACAAUUUCUACAUUUUGUCUAUGAGCGCCAAGUGUUAAAUGUUUAUGUGUCAAUGAGGAUUAAACUUGAAGAUUACAAAGCAACAAAACAACUACU